AUGGCGGAUCAGACUGAAAGAUCAUUUCAAAAGCAGCCUACUGUUUUCCUGAACAGGAAGGAACCCUUGAAAGCUAUCAAAAAGCAAAAGAAAUCUUUGAGAUAUGUAAGAAAUGUUGGACUUGGGUUUAAGACCCCUAAAGAAGCCAUUGAAGGCACUUACAUUGACAAAAAAUGUCCAUUCACUGGUAACGUGAGCAUUCGUGGACGUCUGCUUACUGGCACAGUUCUUAAGAUGAAAAUGACCAGAACCAUUGUUGUCAGGAGAGAUUAUCUUCAUUAUGUGAAAAAAUAUAACAGAUUUGAAAAAAGGCAUAAAAACAUGUCUGUGCACAUGAGCCCUUGCUUCAGAGAUGUCACAAUUGGUGAUGUGGUUACCAUGGGAGAAUGUCGACCCCUCAGUAAAACAGUCAGAUUUAAUGUCCUCAAGGUCUCCAAGGGAUCGUCUGGAAAGAAAUCUUUCUCAAAAUUUUAG
Messenger RNA from Acanthosepion pharaonis, 474 nucleotides. The record is from the annotation of a GenBank genome assembly. Lineage: Eukaryota; Metazoa; Mollusca; Cephalopoda; Sepiida; Sepiidae.